AUGAACGCAACAGAACCCGUGAUCGGAUCGGAAUACGAUGCUGGAGACAUCGCUUGGACACUUACCUCGACAGCCCUGGUCUGGCUCAUGAUCCCCGGUAUCGGCUACUUUUACUCUGGCAUGGCCCGCUCCAAGAACGCCCUAUCCUUGAUCAUGCUCUCCUGCUGCUCCAUCGCCGUCGUCACCGUCCAGUGGUUCUUAUUCGGCUACUCACUGGCGUUCUCAAAAACGGGAUCAAAGAUGAUCGGCAACUUUGAAAACGCAUUCUUCCGCGGUGUCCUCGACCAGCCCUCAGUCGGAAACUCUAAGGUCCCCGACCUGGUCUUCAUGCUCUUCCAGGGCAUGUUUGCUGCCUUGACCCCCGCCCUUGCCAUCGGCGCCGCCGCCGAACGUGGUCGUAUCGUGCCCACCCUCGUCUUCAUCUUCCUCUGGACCACUUUCGUCUACGACUUUAUUGCUUGCUGGACCUGGUCGCCCAACGGGUGGUCGUUCGUCAUGGGCGGGUUGGAUUUCGCAGGUGGUACCCCUGUCCAUAUCUCGUCUGGUGCUGCUGCUUUGGCGUAUGCUAUCGUGCUUGGAAAGCGUUCUGGUGACCAGAAGGAUUUCCGUCCUCACUCGAUGUCGAACGUUGUCAUCGGUACUUGCUUCAUUUGGUUCGGAUGGUUUGGCUUCAACGGUGGAUCUGCGCUUUCGGCCAACCUUCGUGCGGCUAUGGCCUGUGUCGUUACCAACCUUUCUGCCUCGACCGGUGGUCUCACCUGGGUCCUCCUCGACUACCGCCACGACCGCAAGCUUUCUGUCCUCGGUUUCUGUUCGGGAGCUGUUGCCGGUUUGGUCGCUAUCACCCCCGGUUCCGGAUUCGUUUCCCCCGCCUCCAGUGUCGCCAUCGGCUUCUUGGGCGCCAUCGCCUGUAACAUGGCCGUCCGCCUGAAGCACUACCUCAAGUACGACGACGCCUUUGACGUCUUUGCCGUCCACGGCGUCGGCGGCAUCGUCGGAAACAUCCUCACCGGAAUCUUUGCCCAGAGCUGGGUCGCCGCCCUCGAUGGCACGACCGUCAUCGACGGAGGUUGGUUGGACGGAAACUGGAUCCAGGUCGCCUACCAGUUGGCGGAUUCUGCUGCCGGUUUGGCUUGGUCGUUCGGUGUGACGUAUUUGAUUUUGGUGAUCAUGAACAAGAUCCCUGGAUUGAACUUGCGUGCGGAUGCGCACCAUGAGCAUACUGGAUUGGAUUUGGCAGAGUUGGGUGAGCCCUGUUAUGGUCAUCAGGAUGACAAGGGCGGUGUGGAUACUCGUGUUGAGGUUGGGGAGGCGAACAGUGGUACUCAGAGCGUUGAGUCCUUGGGCGGCAAGGCUUAA
This is a messenger RNA of Linnemannia hyalina, 1359 nucleotides long. The record is from the annotation of a GenBank genome assembly. Lineage: Eukaryota; Fungi; Mortierellomycota; Mortierellomycetes; Mortierellales; Mortierellaceae.